Molecule: messenger RNA, 5741 nt
Organism: Doryrhamphus excisus (bluestripe pipefish)
Lineage: Eukaryota; Metazoa; Chordata; Actinopteri; Syngnathiformes; Syngnathidae
Source: RefSeq, a predicted model, not a curated record
GUCAUACUGAGAGGUAUGAUGCUGUGUUAUUUUUGGUUACUUCAUUUAGUUGCAGAGAGGGGGCAAAUAUUCAAAACAGCAGCAACCACAAUAAUUCUAACCACAAUAAUUGUUAACACAGUUGGAAUUUAGCAAAGACCUUCUGAAAGAUGCUUUUGGUUUAUCUGGAUUUACGAUUCAGCAUCAGGCUUUCCUUAUGUAAUUGGAAUUGAAGCAACAAUGUUGAUAUAUUUUAGUGUUUCAAUUGUGUCACUUUGGGGUCUGAGCUUUGUGUUCUGCUGACAGGUGCCCUGUCAUAGCUGUCAUCAUGAGAAUUAGACCAGUCAGAAAAAGAGCAGUGGUGGCUAAAGACACCUGUCACAACACCUGAUGACUUGCCCAGAGUGCGGCACAGGCACGAGCCGGCAACCGUCACAUCCGGCAUCAUGAUGGAAGGAGGCAUGCAGCUGCUGAACCGCGAUGGCCACAGCAUCUCACACAACUCCAAGCGCCACUACCACGACUCCUUCGUGUCCAUGAACAGGAUGCGACAGCGUGGGCUGCUGUGUGACAUUGUGCUGCAUGUCUCCAACAAGGAGAUCAAGGCCCACAAGGUGGUGCUGGCUUCCUGCAGCCCUUACUUCCAUGCCAUGUUCACCAGUGUUUGCAGACAGUUGCUUCUAAUAAUAAUUGGAAAUAAUUGGAUUGCUGCUGAAAAGGACUGUAAGGACUUUGGGUCAGGAUCCAAAUCCCACUGUGGAAAUUGGGUAGUCUGUUUUCCGAGAGCACUGUCCUUUUUGCGCCCUUGAGCAAGUCAUGCCAAUGGAUUCAGCCUCCGCAUGAGCCUGAAAAGGAUAAGAGCUUCGAGUCGCCACUGAACACAAGGCAGUCUCUCCAAAAACGCCGUCUGUCCAGAAGUGCGAGGAACAAACAGGCAUAUAACAGUGUAGGAAGAUACAGGAGUGGAAACCUUUGAUUUUUUCCUUCAAGCAGUAAAUCCUCAUCAGCUAUGAGGCUGACCUGAGCACAUCUAGCUAGAUGAAAGACGCAGUGAGAGAUGAGAUGUCCGAGAGUCGUCAGACCCACGUGACGCUACACGACAUUGACCCCCAAGCUUUGGAGCAGCUUGUCCAGUACGCCUACACAGCAGAGAUCGUGGUCGGGGAGGGUAACGUUCAGACGUUACUUCCGGCGGCAAGCCUGCUGCAGCUCAACGGGGUGCGAGACGCCUGCUGCAAGUUUCUCCUGAGCCAGCUAGACCCUUCCAACUGCCUCGGCAUCCGAGGCUUUGCCGACACGCACUCCUGCAGCGAUCUUCUCAAGUCGGCACACAAGUAUGUCCUGCAGCACUUUGUGGAGGUCUCCAAGACAGAGGAGUUCAUGCUACUGCCGCUGAAACAGGUCCUGGAUCUGAUCUCCAGUGACAACUUGAACGUUCCAUCUGAAGAGGAAGUGUACCGGGCUGUGCUAAGCUGGGUUAAACAUGACAUAGAUGGGCGCCGACCACAUGUUCCAUGGUUGAUGAAGUGCGUGCGGCUGCCGCUGCUGAGGCGGGACUUCCUCAUGAGCAACGUCGAUACAGAGCUGCUGGUGCGUCACCACUCGGAGUGCAAGGAUCUGCUGAUCGAGGCACUCAAGUAUCACCUGAUGCCCGAGCAGAGAGGCGUGCUCAGCAACAGCAGGACACGGCCGCGGCGCUGCGAGGGGGCCAGCCCGGUGCUCUUUGCUGUCGGUGGUGGCAGUCUUUUUGCCAUUCAUGGAGACUGUGAGGCGUACGAUACCAGAACGGACCGCUGGCAUAUGGUGGCCUCCAUGUCCACUCGGCGGGCCCGGGUUGGUGUGGCGGCCAUUGGCAACAGACUUUAUGCUGUUGGAGGGUACGAUGGUACCUCAGACCUGGCCACUGUAGAAUCAUAUGACCCCAUCACUAACUCCUGGCAACCAGAGGUUUCCAUGGGAACGCGGCGGAGCUGUCUGGGCGUGGCCGUCUUGCAUGGACUGCUGUAUGCUGCUGGGGGAUAUGAUGGCGCUUCCUGCCUCAAUAGUGCAGAGCGGUUCGACCCUCUGACCAGCACGUGGACAUCUGUUGCUGCCAUGAGCACCCGCAGGAGAUAUGUUCGAGUUGCAACGCUGGAUGGCAACCUGUAUGCGGUGGGGGGUUAUGACAGCUCCUCGCAUCUUGCGACGGUGGAGAAAUACGAUCCUCAGAGCAACACUUGGACACCGAUAGCCAACAUGCUGAGUCGGCGUAGCAGUGCUGGAGUAGCCGUACUGGAUGGCAUGCUGUAUGUGGCGGGGGGGAAUGAUGGCACCAGCUGCCUCAACUCUGUGGAAAGGUUCAACCCCAAGACCAACACUUGGGAGGGAGUGGCUGCCAUGAACAUACGCAGGAGCACUCACGACUUGGUGGCCAUGGAUGGCUGGUUGUAUGCCGUGGGAGGUAACGAUGGCAGCUCCAGCCUCAAUUCCAUCGAGAAGUACAGCCCCCGCAGCAACAAGUGGGUAGCAGCCUCCUGCAUGUUCACCCGCCGCAGCAGCGUGGGGGUGGCCGUGUUGGAGCUACUCAACUUCCCGCCGCCAUCUUCUCCUACCCUGUCGGUGUCCUCCACUAGUCUUUGACACGGGGUCAUUGCUUGGCUGACCUCAGCCUCUACUACCACUAUGGCCCAGACUGGCUCUGGGAAGAGGCGGAACUGCUCGGUUUGAGGAGAGUCCAGGUGUGAAUGAGGCUCCUGGCUGGGAUGAACACACAUUAGUAAACAUGGGAAUUUACAGCUGCUAGAAUUAAUCGAUGCAUCAAUGGUUAAUUGAUGCAUCGAUUAAUCGGAAAAGAAUGGAUCGGUUAUUAAAAGAAUCGUUCGUUGCAGCCCUAAUCACAAUAACACUUUAAACCAAGAUCGGACAACAAUGUGAGGUCAAAGGUCAAAUGUGAGCCGGGGCUUAUCCCAACUGAUUUAGGGCAAGUGACGGUGUGCCACCAUUGUUUCAACUUGCGCAAUUCCAAUUCCGAUUCCUCGUUUUGAUUCCGAAAAGAAGUUAGCAUGGUUUAAAUAAGGGCGCUAACCAAAGUUACUGGGUGAUUGACUGGACCAACACGGUGCCCAAAUGUAUGCACCUGCCUACUUUAGUUCAUGAUAACACACUUCCAUAACAUAAAGUUCACUUGACUUAUCACCUAUCACUGUUGGUUGCUAUAUGAUGUAUUCAUCUAGAAUGGAACACCUUGGACCCAAACUUCAUACCACUGUUAGUACCAAACCAUUUAGAAUGAACAUAAGGAGUACACCUUCACAUUAUAUUUUAAAUCUUAUGAAAAAAAACAAUGCCACAUAUCCUGUUGCUCACGAGAGCCUUAUGAUACAGAAUAGAGCAAAUGUAACUUACCCAUGUUACUGAGUUCCUACUAAUCUGUGGGGAGGAAGGGUUCUGUUUUGGGACAGUCUGUGAUUUUGGACUGUGCAUGCCAACAGGAGAACCUUGAGAGAACCCAUGCAAGCCCACCAUAGACAUAAAAAGGUCCACUCCAUAUGUUUGUAUGUCUGUCCAGCUGCCCAGUUGCCCCAUUCACAUGCCAGCUGUCUCUUCCAGAGUAGAAACAUCCUGGAGGAACACUGACCAAGCCCACUUCCAUUUCCCAUCACUCUCUAAACUUGGUGGACCCUUCUAUCGUGCACAUGAUACUUUUGUUUUCACGUUCUUGUGGCGGUCGUGUCUCAAGAGACUUUGAUGAAGGUGCGUUACGAAUGUAGCUCCUUGAAUGGUUGAUUGUAACGGUGCAUGUUCCUCCUAGGCAUUGACUCCCAAUCAGGAGGUUCAAAUAUGGUAGUGCUGCUAACGCCACACUAGGUGGCAGUAAUAAUGCAAACGUUAUGAAACCUUCUCCCACAGCAUGGACGUUGGCAGAGCAGACCAGCCACAUCAGGUUUUUAUGUUUAAAAAAGUUUGAAUCGUGAUGAAUUUUCAUGUAUAUAUUGUGUAAAUGCUAAUAUAUUUAAUUUUAAGAGAAAGACAUGGCUAUUUAGAGUGCUGUAAUAUAUUUAUUUAUGUGUGACAUAAACAUAUUGUUUGACACUUUGCAAAGAGACUGGUGUGCAAGAGAAGUAGCGUGUUUGUGUUUAAGUUAUCUUGGAUUGCUUUUAUUUCUCGUGUGUCAUUUGCUUCUAUUAGGGAUGGCUGCUUUGGAAAAUUAGCAAGGAUGUCAUUCAUUGUCCGAGUGUUCUGGGCUCCUGUUUCCAUGGCGCUGUUGGACCUCAAUUUCCCAAAGUUUUAUUUGAUUACCGUGCCUCUCCCUGGAGUCCCAUGUUUGUCCAUACGUCCGGUUAUUGUGUGUCACCAUCACCUCCUGUCUUCUUUUUACACUUUAUGGUGUUCACACAAGGACACAUAAUUCAUAUAUCAUGACAGCAGCAUGCAAAAAUGUAUGAAAGCAUUCCUACUGGGAAAUCUUCAAUAUCUUACAUUCCUCUUUUUUAAUAGCGGAACUAAAUGUGUGCAAUUUAACGUUAGCAUUUCAGAUGUCUAGAUGUUCCAUCUAGAUCUUCUGGAUCUGAUCAGAGGUGGGCAAACCUUUGGACCGGUUUUGGCGGUCGAGUGUUUACCGCGCAGACCUCACAGCUAGGAGACCCGAGUUCAAUUCCACCCUCGGCCAUCUCUAUGUGGAGUUUGCAUGUUCUCCCCGUGCAUACGUGGGUUUUCUCCGGGUACUCCGGUUUCCUCCCCCAUUCCAAAAACAUGCUAGGUUAAUUGGCCACUCCAAAUUGUCCAUAGGUAUGAAUGUGGGUGGGAGUGGUUGUUUGUCUAUAUGUGCCCUGUGAUUGGCUGGCCACCAGUCCAGGGUGUACCCCGCCUCUCGCCUGAAGACAGCUGGGAUAGGCUCCAGCACCCCUGCGACCCUCGUGAGGAUAAGCAGUAGAAAAUGAAUGAAUGCCUUAUUUUCAUCUGUAAAAGUGUCAUACAUCAACUGCAUGUGCUUGUGCCCCACUUUAGACUUCAGACAUCAUCAUGUAAUGUGCGAAUCAGGGAUUUGUGAUGUGCAACUAUGAAGGCUAAAAGAGCAUGUGAUUUCCAAACAGUGCAGUGUGUAGGUUCAACAUGCGUGUUCCACCUUUGUUGGGACCACGGGUGACGUAGCUGUCGGGAUGUAUGCAUGUAAAAAUGAAAAACAAACCCCUGUUCUCAGAUUGACUGACUCUGACAACUAGUUAACAACAGUUGGUACGUUAAAAGUUGAACUUUAUUCAAUACUUUGGAAGCAGCUCGAGGGCACGAUGUGGUAGUUUGCCCAUCGCUGAUCCAGAUUCUACAAGGAAGUUGAAAAGUCAGUAAAAAGGGCCUCACCAGGACAACGAUCAUUAGCCAUUUCCUGUUUUGUUGAUUUCCCCUGGUGGGCCCAGUGGGAUCAACCUGAAGUCGUAUGGAGAUGCUGUUAGUCUUUAAAUCUUCAGAGAUGGACAAAGAGCCACAACGUGUAAAUACGCUAAAUCAGUCCGUGUUGUGCAAUGUCAAUGAUGACUGUCGCUCAUUGUAGUGUGUGCCUCAUGUACGUAGUGAAUAUUUGUUUAUGUUUGGACUUUGAAAUAUGAAUUUUGCACAAUUGUGGAUGGAGCAAUAAACUGAAAAACAUGAAAAGCUGUUCCAAAUGUGAUUAACAAGCACACACUUGAUUCCGGUGUUGCUCGGCUGACUGGACAACAUUGCUCAGUCGCUUCCCAACAAGCUCCGCUUUCAAGCAGACAGCUGAAUACUCUCACUUUACGCCCUGA